Messenger RNA from Notodromas monacha, 775 nucleotides. Lineage: Eukaryota; Metazoa; Arthropoda; Ostracoda; Podocopida; Cyprididae. The record is from the annotation of a GenBank genome assembly.
UUACCGUGUUGCAGAAUUGAAUGUGUGCCUGAUGCCGGAAAUAUUCGGAAGUGAGAAUUGUGUGCGAAACGUUACUCGGCGCCGAGUGUCUGAUGUGCGGACGAGUUGAGCGGGAACUUCCGACGUUCGGGCACCGUCAAACCUGAUGGAGGACCCGGUUUCUGAGUCGGGUGCGACAGCAACGGCAGGUGCCGACGGAACCCAAGAUGGCGGCUCUGUGUCCGGCGACGAGGAGGAGGACCCGACUCAGCUGCAGCCCAUGAUGUGCCUCAUUCACGAGCAGGCGAAAUCGAUGGUUGCUAUACAGGAGCUGCAGCGCGACGUUGAUAUCCUGCUGGAGUUUCGCGAGCAGCUGCUGUCGUCGCUUGGCGGAUUGUGCACGGCAGGCGCCGUGGCGUCCCCGGCGGCGCCCACGGCACGCAUCUCCAGACACCAUUCGCAGCCUACGAUCGGACCGCCUUCAGUUCCUCGUCGUGGGUUCUCUUUGUCGCCGGCAUCCCGCGCCUUGGGGUCCAGAACCCCGACCCUGGCUGCAUUUCGUCGCCUACAUCCCACGGCCAAGGAGUUGUCGAGUAAGUUGCGAGGAGCGGAGAAUGAUUCCGAGACGCUAGACACCUCGGAUGAAAUGGAUGGACGCCAUCCGUGGUUGCGCCGGACCGGCGCCACGUCUGGCCUGCCGCGGUACCACCACUCGUCACGGGCGCGGACGCGUCGACGGGCGGGUUCCAUCGCCGCCAACGACCCUGUCAGCGAAGGCUUUCUUCCAAUCUCGAAG